Clupea harengus (Atlantic herring) is the source of this 1457-nucleotide messenger RNA. RefSeq names its product RAB36, member RAS oncogene family (gene rab36). The record is from RefSeq and is a predicted model, not a curated record. Gene Ontology annotation, molecular function: GTP binding; GTPase activity. NCBI's taxonomy places the organism in Eukaryota, Metazoa, Chordata, Actinopteri, Clupeiformes, Clupeidae.
CUGGCAGGCAAGGCGGUUGCCAUGGUGACCCAGGGACGAAUCUGAUGCAGCUAACAGUGACUGAGACACUGUAGCUGAUACCUUACGUUUUCUUACAGCCAGUAUGCCUAAUUUAGUAUUUUAAAAUCAACAAGUCGUCUGAAAAGAUAAUUUACCAGAUACCAAGUGCCCAACGAGCUCGGAUGCUUGACGGCAAGAUGCACUUCUGCCCACCUGUCAGCCGAGACAGGGUUAUCUGUGACUUCCCAAAGUGCUAUAACCCACAGGCAUGUCUGCAGACGAAAGACGACUGGAACAGCCAGGCGAAGAGCGUGUGCAAGGAGAGGGCUGAGCGACAACAGGCGUGGGACAGGCUGAAGAUGUCCAAAGCUGUGGUGGUUGGAGACUUGAAUGUGGGCAAGACCUGUUUAAUUAACAGGUUUUGUAAGGAUGUGUUUGACAGGGACUAUAAAGCCACUAUUGGGGUAGACUUCGAGAUUGAGAGAUUUGAGCUUUCCGGGACGCCCUUCUCUCUUCAGAUCUGGGACACGGCGGGUCAAGAGAAAUUUAAAUGCAUCGCCUCAGCUUACUACAGAGGAGCACAUGUAAUUAUUACAGUCUUUGACAUGUCGGACAUCAGAACUUUGGAACACACUCGGCAGUGGCUGGUGGAGGCUCUGGGGGAGAAUGAGCCCAACUCUUGCUCUGUGUUCCUGGUUGGGACUAAGAGUGACCUGCUGUCUCCAGAGAUACGGGUCGGUUUAGAGAGAGAUGCUGUCAAAUUGGCAUCAGAGUUACAGGCUGAGUUCUGGAUGGUGUCAUCCAAAACAGGAGACAACGUGAACGAGUUCUUCUUUCGUGUGGCGGCAUUAUCCUUUGAGGACGCCAUCCUGAAGGAGCUGGAGGGAGCAGUCACACAGAGCAUCGGCCAGGGAGACAUCCUCAGGGUGUCACUGGAGGAGACUCAGGGCAAGGAGGAGAAAAAGGCAUGCUGCUGAAGCCACAACCCCAGGAUGGAGGGAGCAAAGACACAGCUGCACAAGAGAGGAGAAAGGGAAUUAACAGAGAGGAGAAGAGACAUUGAAAAAGACGGAAGACAUCUUAAUGUUUUAUGAGAGGGAAUAUAAUCAUCUCAGUCACUGCCUCUGUACAAUACAGUAUAUGCAAUGAAUGUAAUUCAUGAAAUAUGUGUACAUGUGUCAGUGCCAAUCAUGGACGUUUCAUUGUUGUUCUAUUAGAUCAGUAUUGUCAUACAGCCUUCUGGCAUAAAAAAAGCAGUACAAUAUCAGUCUGCUCUAACCAGUGAUCAUAAAAGUAUGAUAAAAUAUUUUGUCUUUUAAAAUAGUUUAGUUGAUUUAUUAUUAUUACUAUUUUUCUUUUAUAACAAUGGACUAAGCGGCAGACAGUUCAUUUUUCUAUGGAUUUUCUAGGCAGUUGAAAGACAGAUGAUGGAUAAUAAAAUGUCCUCACGUACCUGA